CGGCGUUCGGCGGCCACCUGGCUUUCCCGCCCGCCGGCGGCGGCGCCCCCGCCGCCGCCGUGGUGUGGCUGCACGGCUUCGGCGACGGCCCCGAGGGCUGGGCCGAGGGGCUGCGACCGGCGCGCCGGCGCCACGGGGGCUGGAAGUGGGUCCACGUCAGGGCCCCGGAGCUGCCGCAGACGUGCUGCGGGGGCGCGAAGGUGUCCGGGUGGGGCGACUACCGCGAGGAGGGCUGCACGGAGGUCGGGUCGGAGGACUACGACAGCGAGGCGAUCGUCUCGGACGCCACGCUCGCCGAGGUGCACCGGUUGCUUCAGGAGCUCGAGGCAACCGACGGGGUCCCUCCAGAGCGCAUGGUGCUCGGCGGGUUCUCCAUGGGCGCGACCGCGGCCGCG
Prorocentrum cordatum is the source of this 395-nucleotide messenger RNA. Lineage: Eukaryota; Dinophyceae; Prorocentrales; Prorocentraceae. The record is from the annotation of a GenBank genome assembly.